Messenger RNA from Megalopta genalis, 1282 nucleotides. Its product is annotated as retinol dehydrogenase 14. Lineage: Eukaryota; Metazoa; Arthropoda; Insecta; Hymenoptera; Halictidae. The record is from RefSeq and is a predicted model, not a curated record.
ACGUAUCGUAAUGUCAGUACAGAGGCAACGCUUCGGCAGAAACGGCACGCAAGCACCUGAGAGUCUCGAGUCAGCCUGAAUGAAAAUUUGGUAGCAACCGGUAUGAUGUUUCUGAAGAUCGUGCCGUGCACGGCGCUCUGUUACUUGGCCGUAGCGGCGAUAUUCGGCGUGCUGCUGUUUCUGCUAGCGGUGUUCCUCUACAAUCAGUACACCCUGGGCUUCUGCAUCAGCAACGCGAGCAUGGAAGGGAAGACCGUGUUGGUGACUGGAUGCACUUCCGGUAUCGGCAAAGAGACUGCGCGGGACAUGGCGAAAAGGGGCGCGAGAUUGAUCAUGGCGUGUCGCAACGUCGAAGAGGCCAACAAGCUGAAAGAGGAAUUCGCGAAAGAGACGAAGAACAGCAACAUCGUGGUGCGGAAGCUGGACCUGUCGUCGUUGGCCUCGGUCAGGGAGUUUGCCGAGCAAAUAAACCGCGACGAGAGCAGGCUGGACGUGUUGAUACACAACGCGGGGACCGCGGAGGUCUUCAGGAGGAAAGUGACCGAGGACGGUCUGGAAAUGACCAUGGCGACCAACCAUUACGGGCCGUUUCUGCUCACGCAUCUGUUGAUCGAUUUGCUGAAGCGAUCGAAGCCGAGCCGCAUAGUGGUCGUCGCCUCGUCCCUGUACGUCCUAGCACGACUGAACCUGAACAACGUGAACCCAACGACGAGCUUCCCCGGUUACCUCUACUACGUCUCGAAGUACGCGAACAUAAUGUUCACGUUGGAGUUGGCGCGGCGUCUUCAAGGCACGGGCGUGACCGCGAACUGUCUGCACCCCGGCCUGAUGAGCACGGGCAUCUGGAAGAACGUGCCGCCGCCAAUGUCGUGGGCGGUGAACUUCCUGCUGAGGACCUUCUGCAAGACCGAGCUCCAGGGCGCCCAGACCACCAUACACUUGGCCGUGGUCCCCGAUUUGGCGGACGUCUCGGGCAAAUACUACGCGGACUGUCGGGAGAGGACUCUGUGCUGCGGCGUGGACGACCCGGCCAAGGGCAAGAAGCUCUGGGAGCUCAGCGAGUCCCUGGUGAACUUGCAGCCGACGGACCCGAAGAUAUGAGGAGCCAGCUGCGUGGAUCGAGGCGCGAGAUCAUCGUGUUCUUCCAAAGUAUUCGAGAACUUCGCAAGUUCGUCCCUUAUAGUACUCGCGACUAGUUGUACGCCUUUACGGGAAGCUGCGUGUGUAUUCAGCUUCGGACGAUGGAGCUGGCAACAAUAAAUGUUUCUCUUUCUGUCUUGUA